Molecule: messenger RNA, 940 nt
Organism: Paramuricea clavata
Lineage: Eukaryota; Metazoa; Cnidaria; Anthozoa; Malacalcyonacea; Plexauridae
Source: the annotation of a GenBank genome assembly
CAAUGCAACCAAAAACGUAGGACUGACGCUUCUCUAAGAAUAAAGAUCAGAAGAAGUCAUGUCUGGGAGGAUGUUAAAGUUAAGCUAAACAAAUAUUUGGAGGAAGAUCAUGAACAAGGAAUCCAUGUUCAGUAUGUGAGUGAACCAGCAGUUGACACAGGAGGGCCUAAAAGAGAAUUGUUUUCCGUGCUUCACAAACAUAUGAAUGAUUCCAACUCCAUGUUUGCUGGAGAAAGCAACACAGUAAGUGUUUUUCUAGCAAUGUUAUUGUCCUAGAACAGCAGCACUACCUUCUGUAUGGUAGACUCUGUGCAAUGCCAAUCAUCCAAGGUGCAGCCAGUCCUAGUUUCUUUGCCUCUCCUAUUGUAGACUAUAUCCUUCAUGGCUGUGUGGAAAAGGUUACAAUUUCAGUUGAAGAUGUUCCAAAUGCAAAAGUUAGGAAAAAACGUGAGGAACUCCAAAGAACUUGAGAUCCAGAAGAUUUCAAACAACUGGCUUCAUUUAAUUGUUCCAUGCCCUUCAAGGCUGGUUACACAAAUGCUUAUGGUAUAUUUGCCUACAUUACACUUUGCUGUAUGGAGCAAUUCAUCAAUGGCUUGAAGUUGUAUGGUCUAUUAGAAGUUUAUUCCUGAAAAAGGGAGAGUGUUCCAAGUCUGUGAAGAGUCGCCUAACUGCUGAAACUGUGGAUGACUUGUUUGAAGUGCAGUUUUCCCAUGAAGGAGGUAAUAACCAUCAGCAAGAGGAAGUCAUUGCAUUCCAUUUCACCACGCUUACGGAACACAUUGAAAUUGGUGCAAUAAAGGGUCAGGUUUUUCACUUCAGCACUGAAAGUAGUACAGAAUCAACCCUUGUCGACUGCGAACUUGCUGCCAAUGACAAAAUAAGAUUAGUUAUGAAAAACACCAAAGGUUUCGGGGAUGUGUUUAAUAAUCUGAAUUAG